Molecule: messenger RNA, 1058 nt
Organism: Camellia sinensis
Lineage: Eukaryota; Viridiplantae; Streptophyta; Magnoliopsida; Ericales; Theaceae
Source: RefSeq, a predicted model, not a curated record
CCAUUUGCAACUGGGAAGAACAACAAAAUGUCGUAACAGUUGUCAAUCUCCUCAAAGCUUCUUCUCUUUCUCUAAACUUUCUCUUUCUAAAACGUUUUUUUUUUCAUUUUCCACCACAAAAAGGGUUGCUUUCUUUCUUUUUCUUUCAUGUGAUGUGUCUCCUAAAUCUCCAUAAACCACAAAUCCCUGAAACGCCCGGGUACAACUUCUCAACAAGUUUUCUAAUUCUGGGUGCAGGCCUCAAUAAGUUCUCUUAAUCUCAGAGUAAUAGAACUUGAUUGUUGAUAUGAAAACUCCUCACUUUUCGUACUACUAGCAACAUCCCAAGAGCUGAUGUUGAUAAAGUCAUGCAACUAUAUCAUCACCCAUAUUCCCUGGAUAGCCAAAAAGUAAGGCUUGCUUUAGAAGAAAGGGUCGUUGAUUAUACAUCAUACCAUGUCAAUCCUCUCACGGGCAAGAACAUGGACUCCUCAUUCUUCCGGAUGAACCCUAGUGCCAAGCUUCCUGUUUUCCAGAAUGGCGAACACAUUAUAUUCAACACAGCGGAGAUAAUCCAGUAUAUAGAAAGAAUUGCUGUUGUCUCAUCAGGCGGCGGUAAAAUCACUGUCAGCAGUGGAGAAGUUGUUGAAUGGAUGAAUAAGAUACAAGAGUGGAACCCAAAGUUCUUCACACUCUCCCACAUCCCUGAGAAGUACCGCCUUUUUAUUUCUAAAUUCAUGCGGAGAGUGGUAAUUGCCCGGAUGUCUGAAUUUCCUGAUCUAGCAAGUGCUUACCACCGUAAGCUGAGAGAUGAAUACGAAACAGAAGACAAGUUGAAAAACCCAGAAGUUCUGAGACGAAGCAAGAAACAUCUGGUAAGCCUUCUUGAUGAAGCAGAGACAAAACUGAGCGAAACAUUGUAUUUAGUUGGGGAAGAGUUUACUAUGGCUGAUGUUAUGUUCAUUCCAGUGCUGGCGCGAUUAGAGCUGUUGAAUUUGCAAGAUGAGUAUAUCAAUAGCCGUCCAAAUGAAUCUGAACCAUACUACUGGUAUUCUGCUCAUAAGCUGCUAAAAGUGUAA